GUCUCUUACCAUCGCGAACUCCUGGCUGCCCUCGGGCGACUACCUUCCACAACUUCCCAGUUUGUUUCAUCACAUUCAGCAUAAUCAUGACGGAAUUGGACCACGACGAAGGAACGAUGGAAGUGAAAUCCAGGGCCAGUUUAAAGGACCCAUCUGUUAACAUUCCUGUUAAAUUUGAUUUCAAUAAGUUUCAGGAGGAUAUUUUUCAAGAAUAUGCUUUGAUCGCCCGGUCCAUGCCAAAUGAUAUAAUCACCCAAGAUCCUACUCCUAAGUCGCUACACGCGGUCUUCUAUGAGCUAUCUCCCCAAUUGUGGCCCAUCUUAGAGAAGGACAGCGUCCGGUGCUUACUCAACUUUUUGGUGAGCAAGCGGGGUAUGACAUGGAAACAUACCAUCACCUCACAAACCUUAACUUACAUGAUCAGUUAUGAUGCCCUACGAUGUGCAAAAGUUAUAUUGGAGGGCAAGGCACCAAGGCUCAAUGGACACCAUGCCAAUCCCAACUGCAUUAACCCAUAUGGAUACUUCCCGCUCCAUGAAGCUGCCGAAAGGUUUUCUGUUGACAUGAUCAAGUUACUCUUUCGUCAUGGUGCAUCAGCCAGUGUACGCACAGUCGGGGAUAACAUCAUUGAGAACCUACUCCCACUCCAUGUUGCGGUCGAAAAUACUUGCCUGCAUAAGUAUUUGGAGGAUAAUUUAUUUCCAUACCAGAACCAUUGGGAUUAUAUCUACAAGAUUAUCCAUCUGCUAUGCAUGCCUGAAAUGAAAAUCUUUUUGGAUACGGUUAGACUGCUAGCAGAAAGAACAGAUAAUCUAGUUGAUGAGAUAUGGAAUUACGUGAAGGAUGGAAAACUUGUCCAGUCUGCAGUUUUACUUCUGUCAGCUCAAGCGCAAAUCCGUGGGGGCUGUUCCUCCAAACGCAACGGCAAUAAUAAGCGUGAUGGGUUUGAUAUUAUCAUGUGCCAUAUAGUGAGACAUUUGGUUACCCUAAGAUCGGAGAACAAAAAUACAAAUACACGGAAGCUGCGUGAGGAAGAGAGAAUAUUUAUGGAGUUUACGGGCCUGCUUGUUGAUAUUGUUUCGCAAGCUGGUGAAGCCCUUUCUGCAUACAUUCAGGCACAUUCAAAGGUGCCCCACAUGGAGGUUCUGGAGCGGGUUUCUUCUAUCCUCAAGGAGUAUGGGUUUUGCCCGACUGGAGAAAUCGUUGAUGUUAAGAACCUCUGCCCUUACAACUGCGUAAUGUCUGAUGAAGAGUUAUACCACCAAGGGCUUAUGAAUUCAACCAAGGGUGGUGCAGCGGAAGAAGUACAUGUACUGGAGCAUUCUAUCUUCACUUGUUCUUUUGGCAAAUGCCUUGCUGCGGAAAAGUAUCUGCCUAAAGGAUGGGAUAACACAUUCACAAGGAGAAAGUUCUUCCCAUAUUGGAGAUCGGUGCUACAGGCCCGGGCUUUUCUGCGGGUGUACCCAUCAUAUGCAACAGCAGAUGCCAGUCGACCUACUGUGCCUACUCCAGUUCCAGGCCAUAAGCUUCCCUCGCUGGGAAAAGCUCCACAACUGUUAAGCAAUCGUCAAUCCAGAAGACUUUUUGGUACCGACGCAUCCGCAGCUAGGUCUGCACUUGGUUAUGAAGAACUUCGUUGCCCUCGGGGAAGCUCAAUGGACAGGACUCCAAGUCAAAAUCACAACCUUUCACUGCUGGAAGAGUUACACAAGCAACAAAUAAUCAUGGUCAAUCUAGAAGACUCUUUGGUACUGCUGCGUCCAUCCUCCUGAAGGUGGCAAGGAAAGCGUGAGCAGUUGGCCAUGAAGGUUGUGGUUGCUGGGGGCACUCGGUGCAUUUUUCUCCUAGAUGGGAAGAUGAGGCUGCUGAUUCACGGCUGUGCGCGUGCAUUUUUCUGCAGCUUGUAAGAGCAUGGGAAGA
Messenger RNA from Triticum aestivum (bread wheat), 1920 nucleotides. RefSeq lists its product as uncharacterized. Gene Ontology annotation, biological process: positive regulation of protein catabolic process; protein ubiquitination. Gene Ontology annotation, molecular function: protein binding. The transcript has 10 exons. The coding region runs from base 87 to 1772 and encodes 561 amino acids. The record is from RefSeq and is a predicted model, not a curated record. NCBI's taxonomy places the organism in Eukaryota, Viridiplantae, Streptophyta, Magnoliopsida, Poales, Poaceae.